AUGAGUCCACACGUUCUUUCCGAAUACAUCCCCUCCGAAACCCGACUCUACAAGCCGUUGAAGGUCGGUAACGUCACACUGCAGAACCGAAUCGCCUUUCCUCCUUUGACCAGGCUUCGCAAUGAUGACAACCAUACGCCCCUUGCUUUGAUGGAGAAAUAUUAUGCGGAUCGUGGCUCUGUCCCCGGAACCCUCGUUAUCUCCGAAGCAACAGGGAUUUCCCAUGUUGAGGAAGGCCAGGCCAACAACCCGGGCUUUGUGAGUGAUGCCCAGGUUAAAGCCUGGAGCAAGAUCAUUGAUGCAGUUCACGCCAAUGGCUCUUUCUAUUUCCAGCAAAUAUGGGGCAUGGGAAGGGCAUCUGAUCCGGAUCAUCUUGCUAGGCGCGGUUUCCCAUACAGGUCUAGCAGUGCGGUGCCCAUGAAGGGUGUUGAUGUUACCCCGGAUGCUCUGACUGAAGAUGAGAUAUUGGAGACCAUUCAAAGCUUUGUGGAGACCUCUAAGCGUGUCAUCGCUGCUGGUGCAGAUGGAGUUGAGAUCCACUCUGCACACGGUUAUCUGCUCGACCAGUUCCUCACAUCUAGUGUGAACCACCGCACGGAUAAGUGGGGCGGAUGCAUCGAGAACCGAUCCAGAUUGACACUUGAAGUUGUAAAGGCCGUUGUGAAUGCGAUAGGUGCAGAGAAAGUGGCCAUCCGCUUUUCCCCUUAUGCCGGAUUCCAAGGCUCCGAGAAGACAGACUCCGUUGAGCUGUACACUCACCUCAUCACCGAGCUCAAAAAGAUGAACGUCAAGUUCGCCUACUUAUCUCUAGUCGAAGCAACUGGUGACCCCGGGGCUUUGAUUCGAGAUGAAAAGGCGAUCAAUGUUGGGAAGACACUGGACUUUAUUCUUGAUGUCUGGGACAAUUACUCGCCUGUCAUGGUGGCAGGUGGCUACAAGCCUGAAUCUGCUGCUCGAGCAGUGGAGACGAAUUACAAGAAUUGGGAUGUGAUGAUAGCCUUUGGUCGCUAUUUUAUUUCCAAUCCAGACCUAGUCUUCAGGAUCCAACACGGCAUUCCUCUUGCCCACUAUAAUCGUGCGACAUUUUACCUCCGCGAGCAGUGGGAGGGCUACAAUGAUUAUCCCUUCAGCCCAGAAUUUUUGAAGGCCCACCCGAACGCCGUCCAUCCUAUGACUCAGUGA
Penicillium crustosum is the source of this 1182-nucleotide messenger RNA. Its product is annotated as alkene reductase. Bases 1 to 1182 code for a protein of 393 amino acids. Lineage: Eukaryota; Fungi; Ascomycota; Eurotiomycetes; Eurotiales; Aspergillaceae. The record is from RefSeq and is a predicted model, not a curated record. The transcript has a single exon. Gene Ontology annotation, molecular function: NADPH dehydrogenase activity; FMN binding.